Molecule: messenger RNA, 1148 nt
Organism: Thunnus maccoyii (southern bluefin tuna)
Lineage: Eukaryota; Metazoa; Chordata; Actinopteri; Scombriformes; Scombridae
Gene: cabp2a
Product: calcium binding protein 2a
Exons: 7
Coding region: 1-720 (239 amino acids)
Molecular function (GO): calcium ion binding
Source: RefSeq, a predicted model, not a curated record
AUGGGAAACAUCAACAAGGCAUCUAAAAAGAACAGUAAGAGGAAUACGGGGGUGUCACCUGUCGAACGAAGCAGCACCCCAUUGGCUGCAGCCAUGCUGGGGGGUCUGGCUGGUGCAGGUGAGGUGGACACAGACGAGGAGGAGGAAGGAGGGAGCGAGCGGGAUUUUGAAGAGCCGCUGUGCGCUCUGGUUAAGAACUGCAACAUGCUGCACAACAUAGUGGGGCCUGCUUGUAUCUUCCUCAGACAGGGCUUCGCACAGAGCCAGCUUGACAGAGAUCUGCGACCAGAGGAAAUGGAAGAACUACGUGAGGCAUUCAGGGAGUUUGACAAAGACAAGGAUGGCUUCAUCAGCUGUAAGGACUUGGGCGAGUGCAUGAGGACUAUGGGAUACAUGCCAACAGAGAUGGAGCUGAUAGAACUCAGCCAGCAGAUCUGUGGCGGCAGAGUGGACUUUGAGGACUUUGUGGAGUUGAUGGGUCCUAAGAUGCUCGCUGAGACUGCAGACAUGAUUGGAGUCAAAGAGCUGAGGGAUGCCUUCAAAGAGUUCGACUCAGAUGGCGAUGGUCAGAUCAGCCUUGGGGAGCUGAGAGAAGCCAUGAAGAAGCUGAUGGGAGAACAGCUCAACCACCGCGAGAUCGAUGAGAUCCUGCGAGAUGUAGACCUCAACGGGGAUGGACAGGUGGACUUUGAAGAGUUUGUGCGAAUGAUGUCUCGCUGACUCUUCACCAAACUGUUUUCUGCUGCACUGAACACAACAUGGACCAGACUGCACACUGUUAAUGUUCUUGUAAUUCUUCUUCAUGUACAAAGACUUCUUGGUGUCUGUUCUGUAUUUUAUUUUCUGUCACUUCCAUCAUCUCUCGAGUAUAAGACAAUCCCUUCAAUGUGUUACCGUUGAAUAAAUGUAAUGUGUAUUUACUGUAACAUGUGAUGAGAGAUUAUGAAGAGAGUGACAGCUCAGCAAGGAGAUGGUUUAAAUCAAAGCUGUGGUUAGUUUAGAGAUUAAAUUAAAUUUGAUUAAUUUAAGCUGAGAAUCACUAGCAACACUACAUAUGAACUGAAACAAUAUGCAAGUUUGUAUAGCAGUAUCUAGUCACCUGAAGUAGUUGGGGUUAGGAUUCACCAUAACCCUGACCCUAACCCUAA